Messenger RNA from Erigeron canadensis, 1301 nucleotides. Its product is annotated as ethylene-responsive transcription factor ERF087-like. Gene Ontology annotation, molecular function: DNA-binding transcription factor activity; DNA binding. The coding region runs from base 158 to 1186 and encodes 342 amino acids. The transcript has a single exon. Gene Ontology annotation, biological process: regulation of DNA-templated transcription; ethylene-activated signaling pathway. The record is from RefSeq and is a predicted model, not a curated record. NCBI's taxonomy places the organism in Eukaryota, Viridiplantae, Streptophyta, Magnoliopsida, Asterales, Asteraceae.
CAACCUCACCCUCAUUUUUCUCGUAUACUAUAUAUAGAGUGCAUUAUAAAUACACAUCCAUGCGUAUACACAACCAAACCAUUGAAAGUCGCAACAGAGAACACAAUUAUUUCUCUAGACACAUAACAAGAAGAUAUACUGUAUAUCUAUCUAUAUAAUGGCUUCUACAUUUUCCGGCCACAAUGGCAGUGAACCGAUCUGUUCUCCUGAUUCGGUAAGCCCAGAGUAUCUCAAUGGUGGUUCUUUGUCACCAGGAAAUGACUCGUCUGAUUCCUUCCCGGGAAAUCAAGAAAUAUCAGAAAGUACUAAAACAUCAAAGAAAAAGGCAUCAACGCGUGGGGAAAACACGCCGGUGGAUUGGACGAGGUAUAGAGGAAUAAGGAGACGGCCAUGGGGCAAGUUCGCUGCAGAGGUGACAAACCCGAAGAAAAAGAGGACAAGGAUGUGGCUGGGGACAUUUGAUACACCAGAAGAAGCAGCAUUGGCUUAUGAUAAAGCCGCGUUUGAGCUACAUGGUUCACGAGCCAAGCUUAAUUUCCCUCUCUUAAUUGGCUUUGAUGGUAAACAUUCUCUUGUGGCUUCUAAGGUAUUACAAUCUCAGGAAACAUCGAUACCACCCACUCCAUCCACAUCCUCGACAUCCACUAAAAAAAAGCAUCAUAAAAGACAAAAGAAAAAUGAGGUCGACGUCGACGUCGAGGUAGAGGUGGAACCGUUGGUGGUGGACCAACCAUCAACUACCACCGGUACCACGAUGGAGGAACCAAAUAUUGAGUGUGAUUCCUGGUGGAAUUUUGAUCAAGUUGAUACACUAAUACCGGAUAUGGAUGGUUAUGACUUCAAUAAUGGUGAAAUCAAUAUGGUGCAGCCACCACCUACUAGCCGCCGUGUAGAGGUGUUUGAUGAUGAUUUGCCUUGGGAUGUUCUGUUGCAAAAUUUGGAAGAACCACCAAUAAUUACUAGUAAAGAAGAGGAGGUAGCUAGUAUUUGUGAUUCUCCUUUGGAGAUUGAUAUCGAUGCCUAUAUAUUUGAAGGUAUUUUUGGAACAAAUAUGACUGAGCUGCCAAAUAUCGAGGGGGAGGAAGCUGGUGGUAAUCUACAUUCACUAUGGAAUUGUCAAAUGGAUAUGUUGAUUCCACCGUUAUCUACCUACGCCACCACUAUCACUGAAGAAGUUGCUUGGUGAUAAAUUAUAAAUUAGAUGCGUUAGUUUUUGACUUUUGUUUUAAAUAUCUGGAAAAAAUCAUUUAUAUGUAUUAUCUAUCAAAUUCAUUGAAUUGAUCAUUAUUAAUCUGUUGCAA